Messenger RNA from Cryptomeria japonica (Japanese cedar), 1805 nucleotides. RefSeq lists its product as uncharacterized. Gene Ontology annotation, molecular function: dynein intermediate chain binding; dynein light intermediate chain binding. Lineage: Eukaryota; Viridiplantae; Streptophyta; Pinopsida; Cupressales; Cupressaceae. Bases 555 to 1361 code for a protein of 268 amino acids. The transcript has 2 exons. Gene Ontology annotation, biological process: microtubule-based process. The record is from RefSeq and is a predicted model, not a curated record. Gene Ontology annotation, cellular component: dynein complex.
GCAUGCCUUGGUGUCUCUCUUUGAGUUUCUAUGCCAGAUAUUACUGCGCAAGACUCGGGACCAUUUUCCAACAAUAUUCCCACGGAGGACACGUACCAAAGACUUUCUUUGGUGGAUCCGUGAAACAGAUUUUUCUCAACCCUUUUUAAUUUCCCUGGCGAAACAGAUUUUUCUCAAAGCCUUUUUAAUUUCCCUGAUCUCUCGAGCAUAUGUUUAGGCGGAAGUUCGCGCCUUGUUUUCCAUGAGCCUCUGGGAGUCGAACUGGGGACACCUAGAAGAAGAAAAUAAAAUUGGGGCUCUGUUCAUCGGUGGGCCGUGGAAGACGGUACUUUCAAAUAGGAAUGGUUGACUGAUUCAGAGGUUUAGUGGGUUGUUCGAGGAUUAAUUGAAUUCAAAUCCAAAUGGGUCCCCUGAGGUCAUGCCCGUCCAAUUGUCCUGUUCAUAUUUGACUCAGAAGAAUGUCUCUUUCCAUGUGGAAUUGGGCGCAUUUCACAGGCUUUUAGUAAUCCUAAUUGGCGUGAUUUUGUUGACCCUUGGACUAGAUUUGUGUUAUAAUGGAGAUCAUAGAGGCCUGUGAAGGAAGGAUUAACAGAGGAGCUCAUCCCUCUGAGACUUGUAAGAAGAACCGUUUGUUUGCAAUCAUGGAGAAGUAUUACCCUUAUGAUGGUGUUACUGUUCCUGUUACUGCACAGUGGCAGAGAGCCAAGGAAUUUUCCAGGAGUUCACAGGGCGGAGGAGUUUCAUGCUGUGAGAAAAUUGGGAAAACGUUCUCAGAGCCCCAGAAGAAGGAGGAGGGGGGGAAGAAUGUUUUGCCGCCUCAACAGAGAAAGAAUAAGAAAGUGACUUUCAGAGAAGACAGAGAAGAGGAAAAGCAGAAGAUGAAUCUGCAGAAAACUGGUGGGAGAUUCAAUAGUGAAGGAACAAGUAGAAAUCAAUUAUUGGGAGACCUUGCAUUUUUGGGAGAUCUUGAAAUAAGUCAGAAGUGUUAUUUAAGUGAUGUAAAAAUUGGGGCAAGGCCUCCUAAAGUUGUCCCAUCUCCGAUUUUUGAGGUGAAUUUGGCGGCAAUUGCAAUUGAACUGAGAGUGAAAGUGAGAUCUGCAGACAUGCCUCCAGUGCAGCAGGAGCUUGCUUUCCGCUGUGGAAGAAAAUGUUUAGAUAGCCCUGAUAAAAUCGGUUUCAGAAUGGUUGCCUUGACUUUAAAAAAGGAAUUUGAUAAAUGCUAUGGUCCUGCUUGGCAUUGUAUUGUGGGAAGAAGCUUUGGAUCAUUUGUCACACAUUCUCCAGGGGGCUUCUUAUAUUUCUCAAUGGACAAAGUAUCUAUUCUUCUUUUCAGAACCGCAGUUGAACCAAUAGGCCAAUAGUAGUCCUUCUGAUUACAGAGCACUCAGGAAUCUUGUUUUGUCAGAGAGUAGUCAAAUUUUGACAGCAUUCAGACUUGUUCAACCAUUUCAUAAUUAUGUGUUGAAAAAUCUGAUCGGAAAUGUACUUAGCUUGUCAGAGUAUGAACAUAAAAGUGAAUUAGGCGGUCAAACCCAAACAAACUUGUGAAACAAUAUUGUCAGCCACUAUUUGGCAUUGGGAAUUUUCUAUUUUAAAAGAGGUGGACCCUGAUUCCAGAUCUGUACAUAUUCAUUGUGUAUACUACCCACUAUUUUAAAAUCUAGAUAAUAUGGGUUCACAUUGCGCAUUGAUCGGUGAUGUGCCAAUCAAUGCUGAUUUCUAUGUGAUUUGUUUGGAAGGCUUUCUAAAAAUAUUUUUAUAUAGGCAGUGGGAGAUUAUCUACUGGUUGUGUAUUUUAAUUUGAG